Molecule: messenger RNA, 1925 nt
Organism: Boeremia exigua
Lineage: Eukaryota; Fungi; Ascomycota; Dothideomycetes; Pleosporales; Didymellaceae
Product: cytochrome P450
Exons: 4
Coding region: 168-1826 (552 amino acids)
Molecular function (GO): monooxygenase activity; oxidoreductase activity, acting on paired donors, with incorporation or reduction of molecular oxygen; iron ion binding
Source: RefSeq, a predicted model, not a curated record
ACUCGCGGUAAAGUGCGGCUGCAAGCUAUGAUAUAUAACAUCCCAAAAGGCCGGCUUGUCCGCCUUCACUGUUGCUCAGCUCAGGUAGUUCUGGUCUGAGUUUCUGCGCCAACUUGCAGUUUCAACCCGCCAUUGACCCCUUCAUUCCUUAGCCGGCUGUACACACCAUGGCGAAGCUCGUCAACCCCGUGGAGAUCGCACACAGCCCGCCGGUGCUUGCUUUCCUUGCACUUUUUACACAUCUAGUCCUGCACCGCAACGAGUGGGACAACCACAUCAACCUGUUCAUCUACGCAUGGCUACUCGGCUUCGGUGGUAUCGCCACGGCCGAGUAUGUCCUGGACCCUCGAGCCAAUUCGAUAGGUGCUGUCGUCAAGGUUACAGCAACUGCAGCGGCUACUUACUUUGGCGUGCUGAUCACAAGUAUUUUGAUUUACCGAGGGUUCUUCCAUCGUCUGCGAAAGAUUCCGGGACCCUUCCUGGCGCGCUUCUCCAAGUUCCAUGCAACCUUUGCUGGUGUGCUUCCGAACUACCAAUACUUCAAGUACAGCGAGGCGUUGCACAAGAAGUACAAGACUGAUGUCAUCCGGACUGGCCCGCGAGAGGUCACUGUCUUCUGCGCCGAAGCCAUCCCUCUCGUCCAUGGACCGAUGUCGAGAUGCAGGAAAGGCACCUGGUACAACAAUGCGAGUCACAUUGGCAAAGCGUCCACACACACGACCCGCGACAAGCAGGAGCAUAAGACGAGGCGCAAGGCCUGGGACCACGCUCUCAACGCAAAGGCACUGCGAGAGUAUGAGCCCAGGCUGAACCGACACGCUCUCGCGCUCAUGACAAAGCUGAAGGAGGAGGCUGUGAAUCCUUCCGUGCGGAUCACCAACUGGGUCAACUUCUACAGCUUUGAUGUCAUGGGCGACAUAGGGUUCAGCCGCAGCUUUGGCAUGCUGGAGAAGGGCGAGGAGGAUCCUAUGAUCAAGCUCCUGUACGCCAGCAUGGAGCCGUUGUCUACUUUUGGGCACAUCCCGUGGGCACUGAACCUGAUCACACGGACGUCUGCGGGUGCCAAACCACUGAUUGAGCACAUCAACUGGACAGCAAAGGUUCUGAAGGAGAGGAAGGCUAUCACGCCAAAGGAGAACGACAUCUUCACCUGGCUGCUCGACCCCGAGAGUCUAGACGUCACCCCAGAGCUAAACGCCGAUUCCCGUCUUCUGAUCGUAGCCGGCAGCGACACCACCGCCGCAACCCUAUCCUUCAUCGCGUACGAGCUCUGCAAAAACCCCGCCGUACAACUCAAACUCCGCGCCGCCAUCGACGCCAUCUGCCCCUCCAAAGCACACCUCGAUGUCGACGACGUGCAAAACAUCCCCUACCUCGACGGCGUCAUCAACGAAGCCCUGCGCCUGCACCCCGCCGUCCCCUCAGGCGUGCAGCGCGAAACGCCCCCCGAGGGCCUCACCCUGCCCUCCGGCACCUACAUCCCCGGCACCACCAUCCUCUGGAUGCCGAUCCACUGCAUCCAGCGCGACGCGCGGUACUUCAGCUCCCCGCUCACGUUCCUGCCGGAGCGCUGGACCGACGAGCAGCCCGGCGCCGUGCGCGACAAGCGCGCGUUCAUGCCCUUCGGCACCGGCGUGUACGGCUGCGUGGGCCAGAAGCUGGCGCUCAUGGAGCUGCGCAGUGUGGUUGCGAAUCUGAUCAGGUUGUUUGAGAUUGGGUUUGCGGAGGGCGAGGAGGGGCAGUGUGUCGAGGCGGAGAGCAGGGACUGUUUUACGACGAAUGUGGGGAAGUUGGAUGUGCGGCUUACGCCGCGGUACAAGGAGUAGGGGGUGGGGUGGGUCUGCGGGUUGCAGAGCGAGGGUUGGUGGUGGAUGGCGAGUGCGCUGGUGACAUCUUUCAGCGCUGGGGUCGUGGGGUCUUUGGUU